Molecule: messenger RNA, 1521 nt
Organism: Penicillium waksmanii
Lineage: Eukaryota; Fungi; Ascomycota; Eurotiomycetes; Eurotiales; Aspergillaceae
Product: DnaJ family domain-containing protein
Exons: 3
Coding region: 1-1521 (506 amino acids)
Source: RefSeq, a predicted model, not a curated record
AUGAAUGGAACACAACUCUGGAGCUCGCCGUUACGUCGGGCGCCUGCUUGCGCUUGGAGGAGCUCAACCCCGGCUGCGAGACGUUUCACAGCGGGGUGUCAAUGGAGGCAGGGUGCAGACUCCUCUUCGGGGAAAUCCGAAAAUGAGAAGGAUCGGGAUGAUGGUAACCAAGAGGAGGAGAAAGAACAAAGCGCUAUGUCUCGUCGGCUGUCCCAGAUGACCGAAGAUGCAAUGUUAGAGGGCGGCCGGUCCGCGCGCCGCAAUAUAGAGAACGCAGGAUUCUCGGAGGAUCUGAAGAGACAGCUGGAAGAAAGGGUGUUGGCGUCGUCUUUCAAGAGCGAGCAUGCUGCUGCCCACUCCAUCCUCAAUAUGCCGACGAGUGCAGGCCAAGGAACCCGAGAGACAGCUGCGGCUCAAGCAUGGACAGGAAACGAAACCCUUCAUGACUCCGCCCUACGCAUGCUUGACGAUGCUAGCAAACCAAUUAGGACACCAUACAAGAUCCCCCAGCCCGUCGAUCUGAAACCCGCUCCCAAACCGAAGCAUACCCCAGCGAACGUCUUGCUCACGCAAAAGACCCGCGAGGAAAUGCGUCGAGAGAUGAGGGAGAAGUUGACACCCGGUGCGCACUCCAUGCCUAUCUCCAUCCAGGGCCUAUCCUCACUUGCGAAUGAACGAAUCGAAGAUGCAAUUGCACGCGGUCAAUUCCAGAAAAUUAAGCGCGGGAAGGGGGUGAAUACAGAAACGGAUCAUAAUGCCAACUCGGCUUUCAUCGAUACGACGGAGUACUUCAUGAACAAGAUUAUCCAGAAGCAGGAGAUUGUUCCGCCUUGGAUCGAGAAGCAGCAGGAACUUGCGAUGGAACUCAGUCGGUUCCGACAACGUCUUCGUGCUGAUUGGAGGCGGCAUGCCGCAAGGUUAAUUGCAAGCCAGGGCGGGUCCUUGGAGGCGCAGAUGAAUCGUGCGAGAGGACAUGCUGCAGCAGAAGUUCGCUUAAAGGAGCAGACAAAGCUGGAGGCAUCGUUGAGGAAUACUAGCGAGGAGGCUGUCAUCUCAGAGAUCGAUACCGAUGGUCGCAUUGUGUCAAAGACCGAAUCACCUGGAAUCGCUGCCGAAUCUGUCGGCGAUAACACGACAAAGAGUAUUCCCCAUCUUCCGCCUUUACGAGAUCCGACAUACUUUAAUAAUGAACGCUCUUAUCACGAACUUGCCGUGAAACAAAUAAACGCCAUCACCCGCUCCUAUAAUCUUCAAGCGCCCCGCUCGGCUCAAAAAGGAUACAUCAAUUUGGACCGCGAGCUGAAUGCCUGCUUCAAUGAAAUUGCACCGCAACUAGCCGAAGAGAUCCGUCGCCGGGCUACAGAGCGGGCACGCAGUCCUAUAACCAUGGGUGGAUCCUCAUCGAGUAUGCUUGGCUCACUUGGAACUGGACAAACAGCUCAGAUUUAUGAGGAAGAUGGAGGAAAGGCGUAUGGAAUGAAGGAAAUGUGGCGAGAUUUAUUCUCGAAGGAGAAAAAAUAG